This is a messenger RNA of Sclerotinia sclerotiorum 1980 UF-70, 1443 nucleotides long. RefSeq lists its product as hypothetical. The record is from RefSeq and is a predicted model, not a curated record. Gene Ontology annotation, biological process: negative regulation of rDNA heterochromatin formation; negative regulation of silent mating-type cassette heterochromatin formation. Gene Ontology annotation, cellular component: cytosol; Rpd3L complex. The transcript has 4 exons. Bases 1 to 1443 code for a protein of 480 amino acids. NCBI's taxonomy places the organism in Eukaryota, Fungi, Ascomycota, Leotiomycetes, Helotiales, Sclerotiniaceae.
AUGGCUUCCCAAGCUGCUAUGAUCGCGGACACGAUCGUUGCUAUGAAAAGAGCAGUCAAGAGAAAAGCAUACGAUUCCGAUGCUUCAAUCGAAAGACUUACAAAUCGAGGAAACAAACUGCGAAAGAGAGCAAGAUACGUUAAGCAAGGUCAAUUGAUCCCGCCAAGUGGUCGACAUCCAUAUAGAGAGACAAUUGAUCAUGCCGGCUAUAUGAGAGAUAUUAUCAGCAGGAAACCCCCGCUUAUCGACGAAGAUGGCGAGGAGAUCGAUAGCGAUGAAGAAGACGAAGAAAAAAUCGAAACCGCAAGGGCAGCAGCGGCAGAAUUCGAUCCAUAUGCGAAUAUUAAACUGGAAGAACUCCUAGCACCUCUAACCGCUGCCUCGGACUUACCAGACCAUCCGAGCCUCUCGCAGCCCUUCACAUCGAAAGUUCUGACAGAAUUAACAAGGAAUGCCGGAGAGAUGGUUCAAAAAGAAAUGGCGUCUUUAUGGAAGAUUAAACAUCUCCUGACCCGAUUUAGCGGUCAUGAUACUUGGAUGCCGUGUGAAUCUGUCGAAACUGAAUAUGAUGCUUCAUUCUUUGAGACCGAAACAGAGCGGCACCGGGCUCAAAUAAAGAGAAUUGCAAAAGAGCAUGCGGACAUGAUGUCGAGAGCAACUCUAGCUUCUGAGACUGACGACAGCGUAGCCGUUUCUGGAUUAAUGAUUAUGGGUGUCGAAGGCGACACUGCGUCCGGGGUCGCUGCCCUUCAGGCGUUGAAAGGGAAGGGAAGGGAAUUGGACUCGGAAAAAGAUAUGACAUCUACUUCUGCAAAUGGAGACAUUGCAGAUACAUCUGCUGCAAAUGGCACGGGCAACAAUUCCGAGCUAGCACCCGAGUCAAUACCACCGCCAGAUGAUGUUGAUAUGGGUCAAGAAGACUCGCAAGUGACCGGAGAUGCAAUGGAUAUUGAGCCGAUGGCCGAAGAUACUGGGGAUAAUGCCAUUCCUCGUCGUAUGAGGACUCGUGCACAAGCACAAGCGGUGUUUGACAAUGCAACCCGUUCUAGGUCUAUAACACCUGAUUUUAACGGCGAGCCUUUCGUUCACCCUUACUUUCUCGCGCCGGCGAACUCAUUUCCGGACCGAGAUCUUUAUUUACCACAUGGUGAGGCUGAUGAACUGAGAAGGUUGUUGGUGCACUACAUUCAGAAGCAAGAAGAGAUCAUCCGAGGGGCUCAAAAAGUAUACGAUGGAUUGUUGAGAGCUGAUCGCAUGCGCCAUUUGGUAUUGAAAUGGACGAAAGCCGAAGGACAUGUUGGUGACAAUCGUGAUAUGUCAGAUGGUGAGGAUUGGUAUGACAAAGACGAAUGGGGAUUAGAUGAGGAUCUUAAGAAAGGACAAGAUGAAGAAGAGGAAGAUGCGGCGACGACAGCCAAGAAGACUAGAACGAGAAGACAGUGA